AUGGCUCAAUCCCCUGCUGAUAGUUGGGAUGUAGCUGGUGUCCAGGAAUGGACACCAAUUAGUCCCAACCACGAACAGCCCUCACGUUCUCCCAGCCUUGAAAACAUGCAGGCGGAGAAUGAAGAAGAGACUAACAAAAUUCUCAAGCUUGAAAGCAUCAUUAGAAAACUCGAGAGAGAUCUGGUGGAGGAGAAACGCAAAGCCGAGGAAGCUGUGGAUCGUGCACGGGACACCGUAAGUGGGAGAACCCACUUAUGGGCAACUUGUGAUACCCUGCGGGAUGACUGUAAGGAGAAAGAUCGGCACAUCCAGUCGUUGCAGUGGCAACUGGACAAAGAGAGGGCCAGAUAUGAAAAGAAUUCGGCGAGUGAUCGCCAACUUCACGGGGAAUUACAAAGGGAAAUGCUCACGUUAGGAGAGGAUUUAUAUACCAUACGUUCGGUGUUUAACAACGUUGAAAGCCGGCGCCUGAUGCGCUAG
Cylicocyclus nassatus is the source of this 480-nucleotide messenger RNA. Lineage: Eukaryota; Metazoa; Nematoda; Chromadorea; Rhabditida; Strongylidae. The record is from the annotation of a GenBank genome assembly.